GUCCGCAGUGCGUGCCGACCGGCUGGCGAUACGGCAGCUGCGCCAACUUGGAUCACCCGUGGCAGAGCGGGUGGACGCCCUCGUGCUGCGUCGUGCCGCACGCCUCUCCACACGAUCCACGCUUCCAUCAGCACCCGCAUCAUGUCCCACACACCCCACAGCCUCAACGCCGCAGUUACGUAGACAGCCGCACAGCCUCUAGAGCCGCAUCGCGCGCCGCCUCGCCAGCUAUGAGUGUGCGCUCGCGCACUUCGCGGAGAACAAAACAUCGAACUCCGUCGCCUCCACCCCUUCCCUCUAGUGAUGCUGACUCUGAAAGCAACGUAGACAGCGAUGACGCUCCAGAACCAAAUAUAGUUACCGAAAGUGUAGAGGAUUCCCUAGGCCCCGUACCACCGCCCUCCGACGUGACAUGGCAAUGCGAACAUUGCACGUUUGUCAAUGAACCCGGGGUGCGGGUUUGUGCUGUUUGCUGUCGCACGCCGACUGUCGCGCCGAAAGCUGUGGCUGAAUUGGGAGAAAAGGUGGAAAAGAUUAAAAUAGCGAAUAUUACUUCAACGCCGGUGGCUCGAGCUUCCAAGGAAGAUGUCAGAAUUGAACAGAAUGGUUUGAAAAAAUCUUCUCGUAAUAAAAGAGAGCGAUCAUCAAUAGCGUGUGGCCCAUCUCCGCCUCAAGAAGAGAAGAAAGUAACAAAACCAAUAAAUCGUCUCGUAACUCCAACUCGUGAUCAAAAUGAAUGCGAUCGACCAGAACAGCCACGAGAACGACAUGACAUGGCAGUCGGACCAUCUCCACCAAAGGACGUCGGAAGCGCAUUGAAUAAUGCAAAUACUAGGAUAUCGCCGGCACAGGAAAACAAUAAAAGAUCGAACGCCUCGUCUAAUGUUUGUCAUCAAUCAAAUGUUUCGAGUAAUGGUUCACCAAAACUGCACAGUGUCUCUGUGGGACCUUCACCACCACGAGACAAUAAAACACACGCUGAAUCUAACUCCGCUUCAAAUAUUCAAAAAAAGUCCACUGGAACCUCGCCUCCUCGCAUCAUAACAGCAGCCGAGAAAAUUUCGUCAAUGGCAUCGAAAUCUAAAGUAUCAAACACUGGCACAUCGCCACCGCCGCAAAGCAUUUCUACACAGACAUAUGAAGUACCAAAUUCAUGGGAGCGUACGCCGUCAGUACCGCGGUCGCGUUCACGUCGUCGUUUCAGAGAGGAGGCGCGUCGCGAGCGCUCUCACAGCAGACACUCACUAUCGAGUGAUACACGAGAAAGCGAUAGGAGUGUAAGAACUGUGGGUGCGAGUGUGGGUCGAUGGGAGUGGCGGGACCGUGACAACAGCCCGGGCGGCGAGUGGAGCGAGACUUCUCGUCUGUCGCGGCGCGCCUCGCAUCUCGACCUGCGCCGGGCUCGCCCGCACCGCCGCUCUGGAUACUAUGACUCCGGAGCAGCAUCACCAGAACCAAGUGGAACGACUCGUGCAACAUCAUUGGAAGCACUCGCAGUAGCGGGAUCCAGGCGAGAGGCGGAGCGAGGUCUCGAGCUUGCCAAAUUAAUGACUGAGGCUGAGCGACUAGGGUUUAGUGCGGCGGAAGUGCAGGCUGCCCUGGCGCAAAGCCCAGCGGCUCCUCUGGCUUGGUUGCGUUCCCGGUGGCCGACUCUCUGUGCCGGUGUGCGAGCGGCAGCCAUGCGGCUCGCUCCAGACAUUACCGUGUCAGAGCUGGAAGUUCGUGCAGCACUCGCGCGACACCGUGGUGCCAUGUGGCCGGCCGUCACCGAAUGUGUAGAAAAACAUCGCCGACGGGUGGAGAGCAGUAGCUUUGGAGAAGAGGGCCGAAUGCGCGGGCGUGUGUGGGGCUCGCCGGCCGGCGCGGACGACGACGCGGCGCCGCCGCAAGGUUCGUCGCGGCGCUCGUCCCGCGCGCGCGCUGAAGAUAGCUCUGAUGAGUUUGACGCACCUAUGCGGCCCAAGUUUCAAGACGACGAUUGGAUGUAUCUUCCUUUGGACGUAAACGUAAAGUACACACGCGACGCGGAACCGAAUCCCAGUUUACAGAGUGGAUACCUGUACGAUGUCCCGCCCGACGAUGCUAAUGAUGUUGAUCGAUCCCUAAAGAGCCUUCUCAACUGGCCGUCUGCUGACGAACAAGUUUUGCAAAGUUUAGUUUCAGAUAACGCUUUGUUUAAAUUGGGAGAAAGUGAUGAUUUUAUUAAUAAUAAUCUAAACCCCUUUGAUUUAGUGCAAACUGAGAGUGACUUUAUUGAUGCUUAUAAUGCUUUAACGCGAGCCAGUCCAUUGCCGGCAAUAAGUAAGUCGACACAGAAGUCAACUGCUGCGGCGAAUGAAGCAUUAGGUCCCCCACAAGAAGCACAUGUUUUACAUGAAAAGCAGCAAAUACUGGGUGACCGAUUAGUAAGUGAGCGCGAACAACGUACCUCAAAUAUUAACAAUGAAGUCGUACCACCAAGAAAUAAUCCUACAGAAAAUAAAAGUCAAGAAAGCAAUUAUAAAAAAACGAUUAUCCAGCAUCAGAAUAACAUUAAAAAUGCCGCUGAGGCUGAGAAUCUUGAAACAUUUAAUAACGAACAAUCUGUUUCAAAAAUUAAAAUUUUACAAGAUAAUACAACAUCCAACAUUAUCACAGAGACUGAACCUACUUCACAGGUUGAUGAUAAAUCGAAGAAACUUAAUGAUUUAGUGGAUAAUACACAAAAACUCAUACAGCAAAUGAAGGAUGAAAUAAAUUCAGACAUAAAUUCGCUUGAUAGUAGAAAUAUUUCUGAAACUGAACACGAGAGUAGCUCAAAUGACGAACAAGAAAGUAGUUAUAGCGAUACCGAAGAAAACGAUGACACGGAAAAUAUAAGUUCAGAAGAAAAAGAUAUGUCUACCAGUGAGGAUGAGACGAACAUACAAUCUGAAAAGCAAGGAGCACCCCUAGUCAGAACUAGUUCGGAAGAUACCGAACAAUAUGAAGAAGCACUUGAUAAUUUAGACGGUCAAAUCAAAGAUUUUAAAAAUACUAAUAUUCAAAUAUUAGAUUCAAUAGCUAAAAGUUUGCAAGAUGACCAACCAGUUUCAAUAGAAAUGAAUAACCCAAAAAUAACCCGGUCAGGAAAAGAAGAUGCUAAUAAUAACUUAUUUGUAGAAGUUAAUUCUUUCGAAGAGAUAUAUGCAGAAUUGAAUUCCACCAUUGAAUUAAAUAACGCGUCGAAUAAUCAAGUCAAAUUUACAAAAGAAGAAAUUAAUGAAACAUUGCCAGAUAUAAGAGUAAUUGCAAAAGAGGCAGUUAACAUUUCAUUAUUUAUACCCGAAGCACCAACUAAAUUAGUAAUUUAUGAGAAUGUUUACCCUAUAAUGAAUGCUGUGUUAGAAAAUAUUGAGGAAGAUACAACAAAUAACGUUCAAAAGCUCAACGCCAAUGAAGGACAGAUACAAAAUGAGAAUGAAAUUAAUAAUAAUGGCUCAACUAAUCAAAUUGCAGUAACAGAUGCAGAACCUAUAACAGAAAAUGUUCUACAACAAAUAGAAAAUGAAAUACAUAUUGAUAUACCUGAAACGGAAAAUAGAGCAAGUAUUCAAUCUCAGCGGGAAAAUGCAACAACAAAUAUAAUAGAGGGACCAGAAACUGCAAAUGUAAAUAUUGGAUUAGUAACAGAAAAUAUAGUACUCGAUCAUAAAUUAGAAAAACAAAAUACAACCGUGGAAUCAAAUACGGAUAAUUCAAAUCAAAAUUUAGAAAUUGCAGAAAAAGCGAAAAAUGUUGAAAUUUUAAAUCCUACCCCACCUCCUACUUAUAACGUAAAUAUUCAAAAUAUUAUACUCGAUAAUACAAGGAUUGAACAAAAUCAAAUAAGUAGUUCUGAAGUUCCUAAUAAUAUUUCAAUUUCAAACAACAAUUACCCAACAGAACCUACAGAUGGAGAAGCUAAAUUCAUUAAUGACAGCAAUGAGUCUACCGUGAAAUCCACUGGGGUUACUGAACCCGUUACUGCCAGCAAAAAUCUUCUGAAAUCCAACAUACCAAAGCCUAUAAGAACAAUUCAAAAUAAUAAUAAAUCUAAAAUUGAAAAGAAUGCGCCUAAGUUUGUCGUUUCAAAGGUACCUAUAAGAAGAAUUUCACUUAAACAAUAUCCGGCGCCAUCUCCUCCAAAAUCCCAUUUCGGUAACAUUCAAAGCGGUCACGUAAAGCAAUUACAAACUAGGCUUUUUAAUGCCAAGCCAAAGGUAGAACCAAGUCCACCUGAAACUACAGAGAUGAAACCAACAACAUCCACUAUGAACAAGAAAAAGCCUGCACCACCCCCGCCUCUGCCACAGCCGGCACAAAGACAAUUACCGACAUCACCGACAAUAUCACCAGUAAAAGAUAAAAAAAACAGCUUCUUCCGCGAAACCUGCCGCACGGAAGAUGAAUGGACUGACAGUGAUUCUGACGACUCACAAAGACAUAUUAUUAGAAAAUCUGCCGAAGAAGAACCAAGUACGCCAUUAAGCCCUCCACCGCCUAUCACGUUACGUCGAGUCUCCGGCCAGCUUAUAGAUUUAGCUAAAGUCCGUCUUCCUGAAGGUUCCCCUGAGAGACAAGCCCGUAUGCUACUUGCUGAAGGAGCAACCGAAAGAUGGGAUCAAGCUCAACUGGCAGUUGAGUUAAUAUCCCGAGGGACGGAGCCAUCAGCAGCGUUGAUGGCCGCGCUAGAAUGUACUGACCUCGAUGCUGCACUUGCCUAUUUACACCAGGAUUGCGAGCUUUGUGCAUCAAGACUUCCUGAACACGAAAUGGUGUCAAUGUUACGUUGCACACAUCGAUGCUGUCGUGAAUGCGCUCGUCACUAUUUCACAGUGCAAAUCACAGAACGAAGCAUUGCCGAUUGUGUGUGCCCUUACUGCAAAGUUCCAGAUUUGGAAAAUCUUCCCGAGGACGCCUGGCUAGAGUAUUUUGCACAUUUGGAUAUACUUUUAAAAACAUUAUUAGGAACUGAAGUACACGAACUAUUUCAAAGAAAGCUACGUGAUAGAACCUUGGCUCGUGAUCCAAACUUCAGAUGGUGCAUGGAAUGCGCUUCGGGUUUCUUUGUUCAUCCAAAACAAAAGAAGGUGCGAUGCCCCGAGUGUCGCGCUGUGAGCUGCGCAUCCUGUCGGAAACAGUGGACAGCAAAUCACGAAGGUUUAACAUGCGAUCAAUAUACCACUUGGUUAGAAGACAACGACCCUGAAAAAUCUGUUUCCGUUAUACAACAACAUUUACGAGACAAUGGAAUUGAAUGCCCUCGAUGUCACUUUAAAUACUCUCUAUCCAGGGGCGGCUGUAUGCACUUCACAUGUACUCAAUGCAAAUUUGAAUUUUGCUAUGGAUGUGGAAAACCCUUUACAAUGGGAGCACGGUGUGGGCUAAGCGAAUAUUGUGCUAAGUUAGGACUGCAUGCACACCAUCCGCGAAAUUGUCUAUUUUAUCUACGAGACAAAGAACCGCAUGAAUUACAAACAUUGCUACAGAUGAACAACGUGAAAUACGAAACAGAAGCAGAAGAAGGCAGCGGAGGACGAUGUCCAAUACAAUUGCAGCGAGAAACACCGACUGGUCUUAUAGACGGCACAUGCGGAAGUGAAGCACCGCAGAAUUAUGCAGGAUUAUGCAAGAACCAUUAUCUGGAGUACCUGAGCCGAUUGGUGCGGCGAAACGUGGUCGACCCUCUUCCGAUCCUGGGCGUGGAUGAUCUUGAAACUCUGGUGCGUCGUGCCGCUCUGCGACCCCCACCGCGCCCCUACGGCUCACUAGACGGCCUCUACAAGAGGGGCCUUAUCGAGAUUGUGAGAGAAAAAAUACCUCUUGAUUAAUACGACCAUUACACACUACAACUACAGCCAAUGAAGGACCUCAACAAAAUAGUCAUAAUGUGUUAUUAUCGAGUUCAACACAUUCUCCCAAGUUUAAAAUUUAUUAAUAUAAAUAAUUAUAAUAAAUACCAAAUAAAAUAAUAUUAUCUUCUAGUC
This is a messenger RNA of Manduca sexta (tobacco hornworm), 5987 nucleotides long. It is a transcript of the gene LUBEL, whose product is annotated as E3 ubiquitin-protein ligase lubel. NCBI's taxonomy places the organism in Eukaryota, Metazoa, Arthropoda, Insecta, Lepidoptera, Sphingidae. Gene Ontology annotation, biological process: protein linear polyubiquitination. Gene Ontology annotation, cellular component: LUBAC complex. The record is from RefSeq and is a predicted model, not a curated record. Gene Ontology annotation, molecular function: K48-linked polyubiquitin modification-dependent protein binding; K63-linked polyubiquitin modification-dependent protein binding; zinc ion binding.